Anopheles darlingi is the source of this 2297-nucleotide messenger RNA. Its product is annotated as UPF0415 protein C7orf25 homolog. The coding region runs from base 339 to 1556 and encodes 405 amino acids. NCBI's taxonomy places the organism in Eukaryota, Metazoa, Arthropoda, Insecta, Diptera, Culicidae. The transcript has a single exon. The record is from RefSeq and is a predicted model, not a curated record.
CCCUGUGCAGAUGGCUUAAAAAUAUCCACUCCAUUACUUUUUUAACAGUGAUGCGAAAACCGAACUUCGAAGGAAGAAAUCGAGAAACGGUUCUCUGAAACCUAGCAACCCGGCGCUCAACAGCUGAUCCAGAGCGUCUUUGCGCAACGCUGUCAAACGAAGGGGUUGACAGUUCUCUAAACAAAAACAUCUCGAGCAGGAAAUGAGUUCAUAUAGUAGGCCCCCCGCAUCAACACCUGUGAGGGCCAAGGGGAGCCCGUGAAAAAAGGCACACACGAACGAGAAUCCUUCGGGCGACACAGGGCCACACGCUUGCCAACAAUUGAUAAGUGGAAAAAAUGCAAACCAAUGAGUACACCGUGGAGGAGCUGACGAACCUGGCGCAGCAAAAGAUUGACCUUGGCGAGAAGCUGCUGAGCGACCUGGCGCCGCGCGAAACGAUCGAAGGUGUGCGAAAGAUCCGGAAGAAGAUUAGUCAAGAGCUGAAGUUCCUGAAUCGCGUCAAAGCGAACGGCACAGUCACGAUCAAUCACAUCCUCUGCAGUAACCUGACGCACUUCGGCUGUCUGGUGGAGUGUUUACUGGCGAGCGCCGACGUGAAACACGUCGAUUACCCACUUCCGAUCGAGGAUCGCGCCUGCCCACUGCGAGUCGACAUCGUUUGCGAUGGUGGCGCUACCUGGAUCAAGGUAAUCGCUCGGAACCCCAAAUCGCUCAGCGAUGCCGUGUACGGGCGCACGAGCUACGGCUCGAAGUCGAUCCUGGAGCAGGCGGAAGAGUAUGUCCAGGCGGCCAACAACUUCCCCUACAUGUUCCGGCCACCGACGGUGGUGUUUCGGUUCUUGAGUCGGCUAGACGAGGAGCUGAUCGAAGAGCUACAACGAAUCGGUAUUCGGGUAGUGAUACUCGCCGAUGAACCAACAUCCCUAACAGACGACCCGCAGCACCGGGAGCAGCAUCCUGGUGGAUCGGUAUCCGAUCGGCAGGAGGAAAUACGGCUCCUCAACGUGGACGUCACGACGCUCAUCGCGUACUGCAGCGCAAUGACGAACGGAUCGGCCAUGUGGGAGUUCAAGCAACCGUUACUCAGUGAGCAGGCCCGGUGGGAACGUGACAAACCGAUGAAACCGAUACUGGAUCAGUUGUUCACUGGACGGAGGCUCAUCUGCUGCCAGACGGCGUACGAUUCUUUCCACGACAUUCUCACCAUUUUGGGUGGCGAAGGAGAGAAGGCCCGUGCCCGCGAUCUAUUUACACGCAUCCAGGUACUGCCCGAUGUGCCGCUCGAGCAGGCUCCGAAAGAAUUGCAAUCGCUGAAGCUUGGCGGCAAGAUACGUCCUCGUAGCCUCCAGGUGUUUGCUUUUGGACUCUAUCAUCGAGCUGUGACCGUCACGUCAAACGAGGGUUUUACGCGAGCCGCCAAAAUGCAAGGCCUCGAGGUACCGGUCUUCCUGCACGAUGCCCGCGCACUAACGGAGGAUAAGGAACGGACGGCACGGGCACUGCUGCUACCAACAUCCGGCGACACCAAUGUCCACGACUCUUUUAUCGAGUGAAUUCAUACAUCUAAUACAUACCCAUGUCCAUGUCCGUGCCCAUGCGAUCAUCUAACUUAUACAUACUAUGUCCAUAUGCCUAUGACCCGCACAGAAUGAAUCGAAGCAAACGAGCAAAACGAAUAAAAAGGAAUCCCAAACAAAGCAACCAAGCGCUACAAUCCAAAAUUCUUCCUGUAAGCACGUAUUUGCAUGUGUAUGAGCUACUGCACGGUUUGUUUUGUUUCUCUUCGCUUCGGUUUCUUCCUUUAAUCCUUUACUGGUUUUGUAUAUAAAAUCCUACUAUAUCCGACACGCACACGCUUCCAUCGGUUUGCACCGCUGUAGGGCUUACUUAACAGCUAAUACAUCGCAUCCGCACAGUCACGUCUCGCGAGCAUCCGAAGUGGUCACAGGCAGGGAAACCGUGGAGAAAAAUUAAACGACACAACAGAACCGUUAUUCCGCUAUCAUCACGAGAGUUCGAUUAUCGUAAUCGAGAUAUAAAAUCCUUUCGAAUGCCUUUUGCACCGUGGAAUGAAGAAAGAGUGGUUACUGGUACAAAUGACUGCGGAAUAAUCAGGGGAGAGCAAUGCGCCGAUUAUGAAUAAGGCUGUUUAAGAUUGCAAUUGUAUGAAAAGCGCUACAGUACAGCAACAAAAGUAUUUUGGUUGAAUAAAAGAACUAAAAGAAGAGCACCGAAGGACAAGCCACGGGUAGCAUUCAAUCCAGUAUGGAAUGAUCUUAAAAUGUAUUGAAAAU